GCCACCUGACCGGAAGUGGUCCUGCGGGGGCGAAAGGGGAGCUUCGCCCAGCGCCCUGCGAGCGGCGGCCGCGGCCGAAGGAAAACGGGAAGGUAGCCCGCGUACCCGGCCUGGUAAUUGUGACCAUGUCUACGAGGAUAAUAUGCCGAAGAUUUUCAGGGCGGUCUUGUAGGACAACUACAUUUCCCAAGGCGGAGAUCCCGAAGAGCUUCCCCCGAGAAGAAGCGAGCCAAAGCAUCCAAAGAAGAGGCCGAAAUCCGAUAGUUGCUGUGGUGCUCAAAGCAUGGAAGCCACCAGGUUACCAAUUAAGUCCUUACCCUUCCAUUUCCCGGGAAUCUAAGGGUCUCCUUCACAAUGUUGCCCUCCUAGCUUUCAGAGAAGGACGUCUUGAAUCUGUUUGCUCCAGAACUAGUAUUAGAUGCAUCCAGAAUACACCCAGGAUUCUCUGUCUCCCAAGGCUUUCAAGAAUAAAGAGCAGUUUUCUAGAUUGGAGAAACGGCAAAGCUUUCUGCACUCAAGCUUCCCCAAGGGACUCCUGGCUGUUGUCCUCCAUCAGGAAUGGCACGGAUGAGGUCCAUUUAAAGGCAAAAGGCAGCAAGGAAGUGGCUAGGCAAUUCCAGAAGCAGAGACCCGAGUACAAAUCGCUGUGUUACAGCCCAGAUCAACGCCUUCUGCCCCUUCCAGCCGAAGAGUAUCAUUUCAUCCUACAGAACGUCUCCGUGUUGAAAGAGUACAUGAAACCCAAGGACAUCGUGAACUCUUUCUUCCGGCUGAGCCAUUUGCCGGCAGAAAAACGCCAGGCCUUCAAGUCCAGCGCCAGCUUUGCGGUGCUUUGUCAGGGCGUGGUUCGGAGCGUCCAGCGGUUUGGGAACGCCGAGCUGAUCGUGCUUUUGAAAGCCUUUGUGGCCCUAGGCGUUCCGCCCGUCCAUUAUAUGCUGAAGGUCAUGGAAGCCGAAUGCAGCCGGCGAAUCGAGCUGCUGAGCUUGGACCAGCAACUGCUAGUGGCCGAUCUGUGGCGUUGCUUGAACUGUAAAGUCCCCCAGUAUCUGGACGCGAUGUUGAACGACGUCAACGCGAAGUGGCAGGCUCCGUCUUUGACCCAGUUGGUCCAGCUGGUCUACAUCAUCGGCGAAGGGCGUCGGGCCCCUGAAGAGUUAAUCAAGAAGUUGGAGGCCUCGGUGUCGAAACAUUUGCAGGCUCUCAGUCUGGAGGAAGUGGGAGUCGUCUGCUUGGGUUUCUUCAAGGCGCAAAGUAACAUGUCCGAGCCUCUCUUGAGAAAAAUCGGAGACAAAAUUUGUGGCUCCCUGAGAGACAUGAGCAAUUUUGCCAUCGUGAACGUGCUGAAAAUGCUCCGGGGGAUUCAUUUGGAUCACAUGGACUUUCUAAAGGAGCUGCGGCAUGUCAUUCCUCCCAGAAUCUCCACCAUCAGCAUGCCGGGGGUCAUGCACAUCGCGUUUGCCUGCUCCUCGUUGCGCUAUUUCGACGAAGACAUCCUGAACGCCAUUGCGACGGUGGUGCCUCCCAAGGCGGCUUCUUGCCGAACCAAGGACAUCGCGAAAUUGUUGUGGUCUUUUGGAACCUUAAACUACCAGCCUCCCAAUGGGGAAGAAUUUUACGACAGCCUGUUGGAGCAGCUGGAGUCGCGGUUGUUCGAGUACAACCAAUUCCCCGAGCAUUUGAUCACCUCCUUAAUCGGUUUGGCCUUUGUGGAGCGUUUCCCCUACGAAUUGCUGGACUAUGUGUUGAGUCCCGAGUUUAUCCAGCUAAGCAGCGUUUGUAAACAUGAUCUCUGGAAAGAUUUUUUCACCCUGGACGGGACGGUGGGGAUCGAGUGUCCGGCCUAUGCCGGCAGUCGUCUGAGCGUCCAAAACAAACAGGAGAUGGCGGGAAAAAUGCAGGACUAUUUCUUGAAGCCGGAAUUUGAGGCGGCGUGGUCUCUCCUGGAGGACGUAUUGGGGGGCCCCCAGUUUGUCAAGUUCCACGCCAUCUUGCCCCACGCCAGGUCCGUGGAUUUAGAAGUCCGUUUAGACGCCAGCCGAAAGCCGUUGCCGUUUAAUUUAGAAGGGGCCACCACGGAGCGCUUAGAACUGAAGAAAAAGGGCACGUUGCUGACCGAUAACCUGAUUAACCAGCUUUUGAAAGGGAAAUCGCUCGGCCAGCCUGACGCAAGCGAGAAAAACCAAGGUAUGCAGCAAAAGGCAGCAUUUCGUGGACUGCCUGUUUGGAAAAAAGUGGAGUUUUCCGAUGCCGGACCUGGUUUGGACCCUUCAGCCGAUGCAAAAACUGAAGGACGACCCUCUACGAUAAACCAGAAGCAGCCAGAGUGUGUGAAAUUAGCUCUUCAAAUCACCAACCGAAACCAAUACAGGUACCACUCAAAAGAGCUGCUGGGACUCCACGCCAUGAAAAGGAGACAACUCCGCCGAAUGGGAUAUAUACCAGUGGAACUGCCCUUUUGGGAGUGGUUUCCGUUACUCAAAUGUAACCGGGAGGAACAGAGGAAAUAUUUGUGCCAAAAAGUAUACGAAGCGUAGCCAAAACAUCCCAUAGAACCGGACUAAAAAUCCUCGGGGGGAAUGACUUGAGGGUUUGGGUUUUUUUAGCUUUUAAGGUGACCGCCGUCGUAGCUGGAAACCGUCAUAGUCAGUAUUUUCAUGCUAGCCUUCAGCCCACUUCUCUGAGGGCGGAGGGAUUUCGCGCCCAUCCUUACGUAAAUAAAACGCUGCUACUCAUACAACUUUAUUUUAGUCGUGCUCCACCACUUCGCCCGCGAAGGAUCAGCCAUCAUCACUUGAAAAACCGGUGGGGGGAAAAGCAAAGCUUUGAGAAUUAAUUCGUUAUGUAUAUAUACAAUCCAGCAAUUGAUUUGCCCAUCGUUUGAGGGAGCACAUCUCGCUCAUAGGUCGACAGGCUGUGAAAUGGGAAUUUAAAAUUUGCCUGAAUUUGGGGAGAUGUCAGAAGAAAUGUAAAAUGUUUUCGGGGUGCGCGUAUAUACACGAGUGAGAAAGAGAGCUGCAAAAUGUGGGCGUAUUAAUCGGAGUGGGCGGCAGCACCCGUCCCACGCGGAUUGAUCUUGGAAGCUACAGUGGUGGCCAAAAUUGUGGAAACCUUUUGGGAAAAGCAUACUUCUCAUUUCUUUACAACGGUAGCCUUGUUCACUUGAUAAUACUAUUUUCCAUCACUUUCUGGGCGACCGGUCAACUCUUUGCACCAUCACUUUAAUUUUAUUACGUUUUACAAGCUCACUAAAUGAAAGAACACAAAAAAACCCAGCCAACUUGAUAGCCAUCACGUAACACACCGACAAAUGUCCUUCUCUCAGCUUCAAUACAGGACAUCAAUAACCGAAUCCGACUGUGAUCUGAUUUGCUCAUGGCCAACACAAGGUGACACCUGAUUGGCUCUCUAAACACUCAUGCUCAUUGGCUACAAUCAGGUGAAGGAAAGCCACCUGAUAUCAACCUAAGCAAGUCGUGCUUCCUUUUUCCGGUUAUUUGUCUAUAACUUUUCAUAGAAUACAGUACAGAUAAUUGAACAAACUUAGUUGCAUUACAUUCUUGAUUAAAUUAUCUUUCCAUUGAUAUAUAAUUUUAUGGUACUCCUCCUCCAAAAAAAAGUGUUAUUAGCCAUCAAAAUCUCACAAAUACACUUUUCCCAAAAGGUUUCCACAAUUUUGGCCACUACUGUAAGUAGGAUCAAACCUUGUUAUUAUUUGAAUGGGAGGCCACUAAGAAAUCCUUGGAAUGUAGGUUAGAUUGGGAAGUCAGGACAUAUCCCAGAAAAGUCACUUCUGCAUUGCACACCAAAUCAACGAAGAAACAAACCGACAUGGAGAGGCUUCGAAGUUACCAUAAAGUGAAUUUAAGCCCUUGGGUAUAUAUUUGCACGUGGAUAGGUAGUCCUCGACUUAACGCCCAAAAUUGUUGCUAAGCAAGACAUUUUGUGAAUUUUGCCCCAUUUUACGACUUUUCUUGCCACCGUCAUUAAGGUAGUAACACGGUGGUUAAGUGAAUCUGGCUUCCCCCACUGACUUUGCUUGUCACAAGGUCGCAAAAGGAGAUCACGUGAUUCCAGGACACUGCGACCGUCGUAAAUGUGAGUCCCCUGCCAAGCCUUUGAACUUUGAUCCCAUGAUGCUACGGCAGCCCUAAGUGUGAAAAACGGUCAGAAGUCGCUUUUUUUCCCCCCAGUGCCUUCUGUAAUUUAGAACGGUCGCUAAACAAAACAGUCAGAAGUCGAGGACUACCUAGAUAUUACUCCAGUAGGCAAGAUCAACCCGGUGUAAGAAAACGCAGCUUGGCUAAUGGGAAAGAGUUGGGCAAUAUUGUCGCAUCCCACAUUUUUAAUGCUUUAAUUCUUUGCUCAAAAGGGGAAAGCUGGAUGCCCCAGUUAAGUGACUGGAAAACAUUACCGCAAUUAAAAUAUACUUUUAUGGC
Messenger RNA from Crotalus tigris (Tiger rattlesnake), 4436 nucleotides. RefSeq names its product FAST kinase domains 5 (gene FASTKD5). Gene Ontology annotation, biological process: regulation of mitochondrial mRNA stability; mitochondrial RNA processing. Gene Ontology annotation, cellular component: ribonucleoprotein granule; mitochondrial matrix. The record is from RefSeq and is a predicted model, not a curated record. The transcript is spliced from 2 exons. Gene Ontology annotation, molecular function: RNA binding. The coding region runs from base 126 to 2534 and encodes 802 amino acids. NCBI's taxonomy places the organism in Eukaryota, Metazoa, Chordata, Lepidosauria, Squamata, Viperidae.